Molecule: messenger RNA, 504 nt
Organism: Striga asiatica
Lineage: Eukaryota; Viridiplantae; Streptophyta; Magnoliopsida; Lamiales; Orobanchaceae
Source: the annotation of a GenBank genome assembly
AUGGAAGGUGUCAAUGAAACUGUUGAAAAAGGCUGGCAGAUUGCUGUGAUUCGAUCAGAGAUGUUCCAAAUCCACCAAAAAGUGAUCAAUACCAGAAUGCAGUUAAUAGCAUGGGCCAAGCCUUCACAGAGGAACAAUGGGAAAAAAAUACAGCUUCUAACCCAGAAGCUGGAGGAGAUGAGAGAAGAGGGCAAAGAUAGGGACUGGGAAUCUUGGGGGCAAGUAAAACUCGAUCUAGAUAGAGUACACAAGGAAGAAGAACAGUUCUGGAGGUUGAAGUCUAGAGCCUUAUGUUUAAAGGAAUGUUAUUGCAACUCUCGGUUUUUCCAUGCAUACACAUCUCAGAGAAGAAAGGCGAAUUCCAUCCAGAGGCUGGUGACAGACUCAGGCUCUAUUUGUGAAUCAAAACCUGAUUUGGAGCAACACAUUUCAGAGUUCUACAAUACCCUAUUCACCUCUGAGAGUUCAGGAACUGGGCCAGAGUUAUUACAGCAUAUUUCAUAA